Opisthocomus hoazin is the source of this 1119-nucleotide messenger RNA. Lineage: Eukaryota; Metazoa; Chordata; Aves; Opisthocomiformes; Opisthocomidae. The record is from RefSeq and is a predicted model, not a curated record.
AUGGUGUUUGAGCAGGGCUUGCUGCCACAGCUCGUGGUGGCGAAGCCGCUCCCGUGCGGGCUGUCUCCUUUCCCGUGGGCAGCGAGUGGGAGCCCCAGGAGGACCGUGUCCGUUCUGUGGGCUGUGGCCGCGUGCCGGACAGACCUCUCCUCCCGGGAGAGGAGCUGGGGACUGUGUUCUCCUCCUGGCCUGGCCACAGCACGGAUGUCCGUGGCCGGGCUGACACCGCGUGCCAGUGCCAGAGAGGACUUUGCGUACUACGAGAUGUCCUAUGGCCUGAACAUCGAGAUGCACAAACAGUACUACGAGAUGUCCUAUGGCCUGAACAUCGAGAUGCACAAACAGGACCCCUCUUCCCCGCACAGCGUCCACUCCUACUCAUCCCGGGAGAAUGGCGUGGAGAAGGUCCCUCUGGGGAGGAAGGAGCCCGUACCACUCAGCCCAACCUCCAUGGCGUCCUCGAGCAGCACGUCCCCUUCUCAGAGCAAGGAUGCGCCCACGCCACCCGCCGCCCUCAUCGGCUCUGGCAUCCCCCGGCACGCCCGGCAGCUCCACACCCUGACCCACGGCGAGGUGGUCUGUGCCGUCACCAUCAGCAACUCGACGCGACACGUCUACACCGGGGGCAAGGGCUGUGUGAAGGUGUGGGAUGUGGGGCAGCCGGGCACCAAGACGGCCGUGGCUCAGCUGGACUGCUUGAACCGCGACAACUACAUCCGCUCCUGCAAGCUGCUCCCCGAUGGCCGGAGCCUGAUCGUGGGGGGGGAGGCCAGCACCCUCCCCAUCUUCUCCCUGGGUUACUGCCCGACAGGAGAGUGGCUGGCGGUGGGGAUGGAGAGCAGCAACGUGGAGAUCCUGCACGUGACCAAACCAGACAAGUACCAGCUGCACCUCCACGAGAGCUGCGUCCUCUCCCUCAAAUUCGCCUCCUGCGGGAAGUGGUUUGUGAGCACAGGGAAGGACAACCUGCUCAACGCCUGGCGGACGCCCUACGGAGCCAGCAUCUUCCAGUCGAAGGAAACCUCCUCUGUCCUCAGCUGCGACGUCUCCACGGAUGACCAGUUCAUUGUGACUGGCUCGGGGGACAAGAAAGCUACGGUGUACGAGGUCAUUUACUGA